Molecule: messenger RNA, 3888 nt
Organism: Pelmatolapia mariae (spotted tilapia)
Lineage: Eukaryota; Metazoa; Chordata; Actinopteri; Cichliformes; Cichlidae
Product: gastrula zinc finger protein XlCGF46.1-like
Exons: 4
Coding region: 1251-2606 (451 amino acids)
Biological process (GO): regulation of transcription by RNA polymerase II
Cellular component (GO): nucleus
Molecular function (GO): DNA-binding transcription activator activity, RNA polymerase II-specific; RNA polymerase II cis-regulatory region sequence-specific DNA binding
Source: RefSeq, a predicted model, not a curated record
AGGAUGCUGGAAAGUGUCCGAGUUUCCUGCAGCUGUGUGUCCGCCAUAGACUGCAGGCCCUUCAGACACACACACGCAGUCUGCCCGCUCGUCUCCGCCGCUUUGAGACGCACUUCAUCCCGGAGGGUCUGAUCUGAACACCGGGGAAAUUGCUGGAGCUUCAUCGUGGAGCUGGUCUCGGUUUAUGGCCUGGGGUCUUCUAAAGGAAAAGACGAGUCUGACAGAGGAGAAGAAGAAGAAGAGGAAUCCGAUAGAGAAGAAGAAGAAGAGUCUUACACAGGAGGAAUGGAAGAAGAGGAGGACUGUGAGCCACUGUGUGUGGAUCCAUCUGAGCAGGACAAACGGUUCACCUUGGACAGGUCGCCAGUCUGUGGCAGGGUUUCUAACACUGGGUCCUGGGUUCCUCCUGGUGAACGUCAGUGCCCGGCCUUAGGUAGUGAGAGCAUGCAGGCAUUUCCUGGAGGAUGAAGGAAUUGAUACGACUGACUGGCUCCAACGCUCACCUGACAGAAUCCAACAGAGCACAUCUGGGACGUUAUGUUUUGUUUAUGUUUAUGUUGCACCUCAGACUGUGCAGGUGCUGAUGCCAUGGGCUAGAUCUUGCAGGAGUUCCCCCAGGACACCGUCCAUUAUCUCAUUAGGAGCCUGCCCCGACACUGUCAACCAUGCAUACAAGCACGUGUGGGCUGUACCAACUGCUGAGUACCAUUCUGCAUUGUCAGCAAAAUGGACCAGCCUUCCACAUCAUUGUUUCACUUUGAUUUUCAGGGUGUCUUUGAAUUUAGUCCUUUGUAGGUUGAUCAUUUUUAUUUCUAUCAAAUAAUGUGGCAUCCUUUCAUUCUUAGCACAUUACCCAGUCCCUGUCAGUGUCGAUAUUUCCCUUCGAUAUCUGAUCUGUUUAUUUAUCUGAGAACUCCUAACACAACAGCAGAUUCUUGAAUUUAUUUAAACUUCAAUUUUUAAAACUUAAAGACUUUGUAGUGUAAGUUUACUCCAUCUCUGCAUUUCACUGACUGCCUGCUUUUUGUUUUGGGUUACUGCAGGAGGAAAAAGAUGAAGAUGGAUCAAAACCUGACUCCUGUCAGGAAGCUGACAAGUCCUUCACAGCAACCGGAAGUGGAGAUAAAUCUCACAGAUGUGACGUGUGUGGAAAGACUUUUGCUCGGAUCGGGCAUUUUAAAACACAUCAGCUGAUCCACACAGGAGUUAAGCAGUUCAUAUGUGAGCAGUGUGGAAAGUCUUUCACUCGGAUGGGUCAGUUAAAAGCACAUCAGGUGAUCCACACUGGAAUUAAACUGUUCAGCUGCGACCUGUGUGACAAGUCUUUUUAUCGAAUGGACAACUUAAAAGCGCACCGACUCCUCCACAGUGGGCUGAAACCAUACAAGUGUGAUGAGUGUGGGAAGAAUUUUCCCACCACAAAACAUCUCAGGACCCACAAAUACAUCCACACGGAAGUUAGGCCAUUCAGCUGUGAUCAGUGUGGAAAGGCUUUUAAAUUCAUGGGGGAGCUAAAAAGACACCACCUCAUCCACACGGGGGUUAAAGCAUUCAGCUGUGAUCAGUGUGGGAAGGCCUUUACCCGGAUGGGCGAGUUAAAAGCUCAUAAACUGAUCCACACUGGAGUCAAACUCUUCAGAUGUGACCUGUGUGGAAAGUCUUUUAUCCGGUUGGAUCACUUAAAAACUCAUCAGCUGAUCCACACUGGAGUUAAGCUGUUCAGCUGUGACUUGUGUGGGAAGUCUUUUACUCGAAUGGACAACUUAAAGACACAUCAGCUCACCCACAGCGGACUUAAACCCUACAGGUGUGAUCAGUGUGGGAAGGAUUUCACUUGUAAGGGGAACCUGGUUACCCAUCAGCGCACCCACUCUGGAAGUAAACCAUAUAACUGUGACUUCUGUGGAAAAGCUUUCAGCCUGCAAAAGACUCUAAGAACACACCAACGCAUGCACACCGGGGAGGACGUGUACUGCUGUGAGCAAUGUGGGAAACCUUUCGUGCAGUACUCCCACUUAAAAGCCCACGAAAUUACCCAUACUGGAGAUAGACCACACCGCUGUGAUGAGUGUGGGAAAGCCUACAGACGCAUUAGUGAUCUGAGAGUCCACCAGAGAAACCACACUGGGGAGAGACCAUACAAGUGUGACCAGUGUGAAAAGACGUUUAAGUCUUCGGAUGUCCUAAAACGACACCAACAGAUCCACACCAGGGAGAGGCCGUUCAAGUGCAGUCAGUGUGAGAGCGGUGACGGUGGACCCAGUGCUGAGCCCUGUCAGCACUACACCAUCGUUAAACCGUACCAGUGUGACCAGUGUGGAAAACCCUUCAGCAGCCAAAGAACUCUACAAAGACACCAGCGUAUGCACACUGGACACAAACUGAACUACUGCAAAGAAUGUGGCAGAGGCUUUCCCACACCGAGUGCAUUAAAACGCCACGAACUUCUCCACAGGACUAAAAAGCACGUCUGUGACCAGUGUGGGACGUCAUUCACGUCUGCCAAAGGCCUGCGACAACAUAAACUAACCCACGUUGAGGAAAGCAUUCAUAUCCAGACGCUGGAAGAAAAGCUUCUCGUACUCACAUCAUCGUACACAUCGUGAACACAGCUGUGCUGAAGACACCCGUGAUCACAGCGUGGGAAGAGUUUCAUAAUCACUAAUGCACUGCUUCACCGCGUGCAACAAUAUUCACUUCACAGGGCUCUAGACUAACUUUUUGCCAUGGUUGCUCUGGUGCGCCUAACUUUUUUUCUUAGGUGCACCAGCACAAAAGUUAGGCGCACCCAAAUUUUUCAACCACAUUGCUUAAAACUGCAGUUUUACGUGUGCACUUUUUUGGGGGGAAAAUUGCUGUCCAUACAGACAAUAUUAAUUUGUAAAUGAUUAACUAACAAUCUUGGCAACACAAAGUUCUUUAUUUGGAGCACAGUUCUACUAGAAAGAUGAGUUACUGAAAAACUGCUGGUGCUUAAAGUGCUGUGGCACUCUUUGGUAAUAUUGUAGACAAUGUUAAACUUAAUCAUCACAACGGCCUCCUCUGACGACCUGUUUGCUGCUGCCUGCCGCUGAAAGGCAGUGGGGAGAGGGCGACUUGGGCAGUGCAUUUAUCACCACAUAUAAUGUGUUUUCUGGAUACACUGUGCUUUUUCAGAAAGCCGAGAAAGAGAAAGCUGAUUCUGAUGCGUUUGGUCCGCGCUCUGUGUUUACAUCUUUGUGUGGAAUCCAUUUACCUGCUCUCAUUUGCUGUUUGGUGGUUGUUGAAAUAGUUUUGUGAGCUUUAACCUGAUAUUCUGACGUUUCUGGCAAAAUAUAUUUAUAUUUAAAAGUCGAUUCAGGAUUUAAUAAUUCGAUAUUGCUUUAUUCAAGCUACUCACCUCUCUCUAUCUGCCUGCACUUUCAAAUGUACACACGAAGUAUUACAGGAAUACCUGGACCACGGCCAAUCAGAGACGUCCUGCCCCUGACUAUCUCUGAUUGGUUUAGACCACGAUAGGGGCAUAAUGUGUGUCGUUGAGCACAUGGAGACUUUCAGAGUUGGGGAGAUUUUUUUUUUUUUUUAAAUUUUACUCGAAAAGUUGGUUGCACUGGUGCGAACUAGGAUUUUAUUUUAUUUUUUUGUUGCACCAUUGAAAAAUUUGGUCGCAUUUGCAACCAAAUUUGUCGCACUCUAGAGCCCUGCUUCAUUAUCUUCUCUAUGCAAACAUCAGCAUGAUUGUGCAGAGCAGAAGAUCAUUUCCAAUCAUCUGUGAGAACACAGGACGACACACAGUGCAGCUGAAACAGCAGGAAGACCUUGUCUGGUUCCCCAAACAAAACAGGGAUCAGGUUUCACAGAAUUUGUUUCAGACAAACAAAUCUGCUCCGCGAUCUGAUGAAGCUGCUU